CUGCGGCAGAUAGGGGGCCUGUGCUCGCGCAGUCGCGGUCAAUGAACGGACGGAUCAGGUAAGCGCUGCUAAUUCAACAACAGGUGAAUGAAUGACCGCCACCGAGGCUCUGCUGGCUGUUACAUCCAUUAAUCGAGACCACAUCAAGCAAAUAAAGAUGUGAUUUGGAUUGUUUUAGUCGGAGUUUUCUGGCUGUAAGUUGGGACGCGUCGUGGCCACUUGUCCAAGUUACUCCAGGUAACGUUAAAUAAAUAUUAGCUGUUGACACUCACUAGCUAACAUACUCUUUAAAUGACCUGGGAGAAUAUAAAACUUUACAAUGCGGUUUAAUAGACCAUUACACUCUCGUUUGUUGUCACGGUUUGUUUCUCCUGAAUUAGACUUCGUGACAUCUGUUAAUCUGGUCGACACGUUUAACUAUUCUCGUCACUAAAUCACUUUUAAAGAGGUCUAAUGUUACCCAUGAUAAAGUGUCAUUGUUUGUUUAUUAUAGGAGAUAUUCAUUCAUUUUAGGUUGUCCAGCUUAAUCGUCGCAAUGUAUAUUUUAUUCAAACCGGUUUGUUUAUUUUAGUGAUAUCUAAAAAUACUUUUUCUGCAUAUAGCUCUUCUAUAUAUUUACCUCUUAUCCUAUAUUUAUCUGUAAAUAUAUCUCUGUACUUAAAACACUUCUUUGUUUACACAACACGUGCCUGGAAAUAGAACAUUCAGCAUCAGGAGAGAAUUAACACUUACUAUUCAACUGACAGAUGAAAAAGAUGACAUCUUUGUCAUCAUUUACUCACUCUCAUGUCAACCCAAACCUCCAAAUGUGUACAACCUUCUUUCUUCAAUCAAAGUUUGUGGAUUUUAGGUGCCAUUCUUGUCAAUACGCUGACAGUAAAUAAUGAUUGACAGCUGUCCAAACAGAAUGUGACUCCUGUCACUUUUGUAACAAACAGACCUAUUCACUGAAAUUUUGAAUGAGAAGAUUUGGAAUAUAGCACACUAGUCAUAUGAACACAUGACACUUGUAUGGUGAAUCUUUAAGAUGUUGAACUGGAUUCAUUAUGCAGGGUAUUCAGUUUAAAUUUAUACAGAUCAGAACUGAAAUGCUUUUCAACAGCUACAGCCAAAAUGGAAAAAAAAUAUUUGCUACAAGUAAAAAAAAAAAACAUGCAAGUUAGCCGUUGGUCCACUCCACCCUUUAAGUAUGCCAAACUGGUAUCUAAUGCAUGUAUAUCAUUGUUUUGUUAUUUUCUCAAUUAAUGAAGCUUAAACCCAUAGAUCCGUGUUGAUGACCUCAUCGCUCUGGUGUAAACAUUAGCUCAGUCCUUCACCUCCCCAGAGAGAUCUCUGUUCCUACCUGUAAACCGAUUCUUACCUAGCAACCCUUCUGCUUGUUUUCAAGGGUUCGGGUGGCAGGCAAGCUUCUAGCUUCUGAGUCUGUGCUCUUAUCUAAAAUAUGACGCAAUGUACUGUAUUAAUAUGAAGUAAAUUUCUGUUUUUAUUUUUUACAGGUGUUUUUCACUGCACUGUUUUAUAGUUAACUACAUUUCUGUACAAAUUUAUGGAUUAUGUCGUGGCAGACACAUUACCGGUUGCACUUUAUUUUACAGUACGUGUACUCACAUGUACUUAUAGUGUACUUACAGUGUAUUUAUCUAUGAAAGUUCUGGUAAUACAAGGUAUCUACAUUGGGUAGGGUUAGGUUUAGGAGUAGGUUCAGGGUUAGUACAUAGUUAUUACAUAGUUAUUGUAAUUACUUUAAUAAGUACAUAGUAUGUACAUGAGGAACAGGACUGUAAAAUAAAGUGCUACCCAAUUACCAAUACUUAUUUUGCCAGUGUAUAAUUGUUGUUUUCUGUGUUGUAUUCUAUGGUGCUUCCUUAAAAACACAUAUCCCUUCUUUAUUAUAAAGAAUUUUCUUUCAUUGCAGCCAAAAGGAGAUCUUGCUUUUAGUGUGAAUUAAGGGUCCGAGUGUCUGAGACAUGUUGUCAGGGGAGGAAAUCUUAUGCAGCACCCAGCAGGUGAUCGCAGGGCUGGAGGCUCUGCGUGGAGAGAACCGCACGCUGCUGGACAGCCUGCAGGAAACACUUCAGAGCCAGACGCCCAGCGAGAGCGCUAGCCUGGAGCAGGAGAAGACCAACAUCAUUUUAGAGUCUCUGGAGAGGAUUGAACUGGGCCUAGGAGAGGCGCAAGUGAUGAUGGCGCUGUCAGCACACCUGGGCUCUUUGGAAGCAGAAAAGCAGAAGUUGCGUGCUCAGGUGCGGAGGUUGUGCCAGGAGAACCAGUGGCUGAGGGACGAGCUGGCCCGGGCCCAGCAACAGCUACAGGAGCGGGAACAGGAAGUGGUUACUUUAGAGGAGCAGAACAGACAUCUGCAGUUCAUGAGCAGCAUCCGCAAGUACGACCAUGAAGAGUCGCCUAUGGAGGAUAAAGAUUCUGCUUCAGGGAAGGGGUCCCUUGAUGAUCUCUUUCCUUCUGAAGAAGAGGAGCAAUCACACAUGUCUCAGCCACACAGUAGUGCUGCCGCUGCUGCCCAGCAGGGAGGAUAUGAGAUCCCUGCCCGCCUCCGAACUCUCCACAACCUGGUGAUCCAGUACGCCUCUCAGGGCCGCUAUGAGGUGGCCGUGCCGCUCUGCAAGCAAGCUCUGGAGGACCUGGAGAAAUCCUCAGGCCACAGCCAUCCGGAUGUUGCUACCAUGCUCAAUAUCCUGGCUUUAGUGUACAGGGAUCAAAACAAAUACAAGGAAGCGGCCAAUCUCCUGAAUGAUGCGUUGGCUAUCCGUGAGAAGACACUAGGCAUGGACCAUCCAGCGGUGGCAGCUACUCUGAAUAAUCUGGCUGUGUUGUAUGGUAAAAGAGGGAAGUAUAAAGAGGCAGAGCCGCUGUGUAAAAGAGCUCUGGAGAUCAGAGAAAAGGUGCUUGGGACCGAUCACCCUGAUGUAGCUAAGCAGCUGAAUAACUUGGCCCUCCUAUGCCAGAACCAGGGCAAAUACCAGGAGGUGGAGCAGUACUAUGAACGUGCGCUGCACAUUUACCAGAGCCAGCUGGGUCCAGACGAUGCCAACGUAGCCAAGACCAAGAACAACCUGGCCUCCUGUUAUCUCAAGCAGGGCAAAUACAGGCAAGCUGAGGCUCUUUAUAAAGAGAUUCUGACUCGUGCUCAUGAAAUGGAGUUUGGCUCAGUGGAGGGGGACGGCCGGCCGGUUUGGAUACACGCAGAGGAGGGAAGCUCUAGACAGGAUGGUCUGGGAAGUCUAAAGCGCAGUGGGUCGUUCACCAAGCUCCGGGAAUCUAUAAGACGAAGCAGUGAGAAGCUUGUUCGGAAACUGAAAGGAGUUGGAACACAGGAAACAGCCCCUCGAGCUGCUGGGAUGAAAAGAGCCAAUUCUCUAAAUGUGCUUAAUGUGGGUCUCAAAGAAAGUCAAGAGGCUGCUAUGAAUCCCAAUAGGCUGACAGAUGCACGGGGUCUGAGUUCAAGCACGCAGAGUUUAGCACGCCGUGCGUCUCUGAGCGGUGACAGCUAACUUUCAGACAUGUCAUAUGACAUCAGGAGAUGUCAGCCUCACAUCUGGCUGGUCUUUAAUGACUGCAAAGAUCAUAUUUGACGAGGAAUAGUAUGUGACAAUGAAUGCACACACUUCAAAGCAGUCUGUCAAGGGGCUUCUGGAAAAGGAGAGCACACUUUGGCUUUACAAAAAAAACAUUUUACACUGUAAAAUCUGUUCAGUCUACAAUUUUCUUUUAAAAGCCUGUUUUUAUAAAAAAUGUCACAGAUAUGUAUCAUUUAUUAGACUUCAAAAAGAUCCAUUCCAUGUCCUCACACUACCAUGCAAAACAAUUAUAGUAUUGGAAUUUAAUAAUUUGCACUUAAGGAAUAAUUCACUCAAAAUGUUUAAUUCUGUCAUUAAUUACGCACCUCACCAAGACCUGACUAGAAAUCAUGUUUAUAUCACGUUUGUAAUGGCUUUUAUGUUUAUGUCUCGUCGCUCCGGCCAGAUAGGGCAUCACAGUAUGACAAGGGGCGUAACAUUCUUGAGGUAUUCAUCCAAUCACAACGCACUGGUUAGCUGGCCAAUCAGAGCACACCUCGCUUUUUAGAUCGAUGAGCUUUGUAAAAAUUGUUUCAGAAUUUGGGCAUAGAAGUGAAAUAUGUAUAUGAAAUAUACAAAUAUGUAUUUUUUUUUUUUUUUACCUUAAACUGCAUAAACACAUUUCAUUACACCAAAUAAUGUUCAUUAUAGCAGCAUCAUACAACCCAUUUAAAUUAGUCAUUCUGACAUCAGUGGUUCAACCACAAUGUUAUGAAGCUUUGAGAAUACUUUUCAUCCACAGAAAAAACAAAACGACUUUAUUCAGCAAUUCUUGAAGGGUCAGAAAGCUCUCUGAUUUCAUCAAAAAUAUCUACAUUUGCAUUUCGAAGAUGAAUAAAGGUCUUUUCUGGAACAACAUGAGGGUGAGUAAUUAAUGACAGAAUUUUCAUUUUUGGGUGCACUAUCCCUUUAAAUCUUCAAAUGGCUUCUAAAUGCUCUUAACUCAAAUAUUCCUAAUGAAUGGUAAUCCAUGAUGUUACAUUCCAAGAUGAAUCCAAGACAAGCUGUUGUACAUACUAAUUUGUAUAUUUCUGAGAUAAUAUCAACCAACUGUGGUACAUAUUUGUGCCUAUAAUAUAAGGGACUUUUGAUUUGUCAGUUUCAAGCACAUGUACUUUAUAUUUCUGCAUACUGUGCUGUUGCUUUAGUUUAAGCACUUCUCAACACAAUAUGAAGAAGGAUUUUCCACGCAAAGAGUUUCAGGGUACAAGGCUGAUAUACCUACAGUAUAUAACUUGAAUCUUGCUAGUGGAUGUAGUUACUGAGAGGUUAGCCAUCAAAUGAGCUAAACAGCUGUACAUUCUAUAUUGUUGAAUCAUGUUACAUAUUCUGUGAGCUUAGGGAGUAUAUUUAUAUACUGAACGUUGCUGAUAAACCAAAUAAAAUUUUUCUACCUCUGUUAAAAUCAACGUGUGUAAAAAGUGUUUUCAGAUAAUUUGGUGGUUGACGGCUGAUAAGGCCCAA
Molecule: messenger RNA, 5039 nt
Organism: Carassius gibelio (silver crucian carp)
Lineage: Eukaryota; Metazoa; Chordata; Actinopteri; Cypriniformes; Cyprinidae
Gene: klc3
Product: kinesin light chain 3
Exons: 13
Coding region: 1968-3509 (513 amino acids)
Biological process (GO): axo-dendritic transport
Cellular component (GO): membrane-bounded organelle; cytoplasm; kinesin complex
Molecular function (GO): kinesin binding
Source: RefSeq, a predicted model, not a curated record